Halteromyces radiatus is the source of this 602-nucleotide messenger RNA. RefSeq lists its product as uncharacterized. The coding region runs from base 93 to 374 and encodes 93 amino acids. The record is from RefSeq and is a predicted model, not a curated record. The transcript is spliced from 2 exons. Lineage: Eukaryota; Fungi; Mucoromycota; Mucoromycetes; Mucorales; Cunninghamellaceae.
UUUUUUUUUAUUCAUAUUCCUUGUAUUUUAUUAUUAUUAUUAUUAUUAUUAUUAUCAGUUACCUUUUUUAUAUCAAUAUACUAUAAUAUAUAAUGUCUAAACGUGUACAAUUUUCUUGUGAUGUUGUCAUUGAAAGUACAUUUGCUAAUGAAGAUUAUGAUCGAACAGCUCAAGAAGUUGCUAAAUUGACAUAUAGUGAUAUGGUUGAAUUAUUAACUAUGAAAUCACAAUGGCGAAGGGAUACAGAACAAAUGAUAAAUGAAAGGGCAAAUCGUGAAAAAGAACAACAAAAACAACAAGAAGAUUUAUUAUCACAACAAGAAGAAAAUCAUCAACCUUCUGUUUUUACUACUGCUCAAGAAAUAUGUACAUGAUUCAUAUUAUUGUUAUUGUUAUUGUUAUUUUUUACUCUUUUUUUUUUUUUUUACAAACAAAUAUUACAUCUCCUCCAUUUAUCAACAUUCUUGUCGUCCCUUUUUUGUACAGUUUUUAGUUAGUUCUUCAAUACCCCCUCUUUUCAUUACAUUUUAUUUUAUCAUCUUAUUCAUACCAUUAUUCAAUGCACUUUAUUGUACAAGUCAAAUAAAAAUCCUCUUUCCUUU